Monascus purpureus is the source of this 942-nucleotide messenger RNA. The record is from the annotation of a GenBank genome assembly. Lineage: Eukaryota; Fungi; Ascomycota; Eurotiomycetes; Eurotiales; Aspergillaceae.
CUUGAACCUUGUCCUUCACCAGAUCAAGCAGCAUUAACAGUACGAGCCAUGGCUAUACAAGGGGUGGAGCAGACUAUCGUGCGGGAUCCCGCCUUAUUCUAUUGGAUUUUGUUCCCUAUUACGAUUGUUAUGAUAUUGACGGGUAUCCUUCGCCACUAUGCGACGGUGUUGAUGAACAGCCCUCCCAAACCCCCUGCCACCCUAGCCGAGUCCCGCGAACGUCUUGCCCUCCAGCGGGGCGUGAAUCUGCGCGCCAAUGCUUGUGCUGUCCUGAGCAAGGAAGCCUUUGAGAUGAGGAAGAACUAUCUCGUCUCCGCAUUUCGAGAUGGAGCGUUCCUCAAAGACCCUUCAAGACGCGGUGAACCGCCUGCAAAUCCCAUGUCGGAUCCGGCGGGCAUGGAAGCCAUGAUGGGUAUGUUGAAGGGGAAUAUGCUUACGAUGAUUUCGCAAACACUCAUCAUGAGCUGGAUUAAUGCUUUCUUCGCGGGAUUUGUCAUUUUGAAACUUCCUUUCCCUCUAACCAUCCGCUUCAAAUCAAUGCUACAGUCUGGUGUUAUGACUCGCGAUCUGGACGUUAGAUGGGUUUCUAGUUUGUCGUGGUAUUUCCUGAAUCUGUUCGGUCUUCAGUCCGUGUUUGGUUUCAUCCUUGGUAGUAACAAUGCUGCCAAUCAAAUGGCUCAGCAAAUGGCUUCCAUGAACCCUGCCGCUGCUGUGAAUCCCUUCCAGCCUGGCCAAGACCCCGAUAAGCUAUAUUUGAGCGAGGCUGAGAAUUUGGAGGUUAUGGAACAUUUCUGUAUUCUGGAUGGUAUUGAGGAGAGAGUUUUGAAUAAACUCAUGUCCCAAGUGAAGCUUUAGCUGAGUUGAUUAAGGCAUAUCUGAUAAACUUGGGGGUUAAGAAUUCUGUUGGUUAGAGCUAAGAAUUGGACUGGGGCAACCCUAUCG